Messenger RNA from Camelus dromedarius (Arabian camel), 2939 nucleotides. It is a transcript of the gene TMEM106A, whose product is annotated as transmembrane protein 106A. The coding region runs from base 886 to 1536 and encodes 216 amino acids. Lineage: Eukaryota; Metazoa; Chordata; Mammalia; Artiodactyla; Camelidae. The transcript has 8 exons. The record is from RefSeq and is a predicted model, not a curated record.
CGAGCUCCUGCCUCCCGCACUUUCGAUUCAGCUUGCAGCCGUUUCUGUCGCUCCGGUCACCCGGGGGACUCUGCUGGAGGUGGGGGCCAGUGGCCCCUGGAGCCACCCUGCCCUAGGUCCCUCCUCCCCAAAGACGCACUCCAGAAAUCUUGCCCACAGCUGAGAGGACCCUAGGAUCUCAGACCUGAACCAGAGCUAGAGAAGCAGCUGGUGGCCCUCAUCCCCUAUGGGGACCAAAGGCUGAAGCCCAGGCACACGGAUGGAAAACCAGCUGCUCCCUGUUCUGGGAUGCUUUAGAACCUCAGAGGCAGCCCUGAGUUUCACUGGGGGACCUGUGACCCUGUUUGUCAUCUGGGUCCCUUUGACAUGGAUCCCCACAAUCUCCUCCUAGGGUCCUCAACUUCCGUCUGGGAGUCACCACCCAGCCCUCCCCCACCACUGCACCAGAAUCCAAAUCUGGCAAUGCCCCUUAUUUAAGAUGCUAACAAGGUGCUGUCUCUUUAAUGCAUAUCUCAGUUUUGAAUUAGGUGGACAGAUGAUGUCCUGUUCUGAAUAUGCAUAUUAAAAUUCAGAGCUCUCAAAAUUCAUGUAGACUUACUUGUUCCAGUGAUAGGAGCUAGCAUUAGUUAAGCCUUUGCUACGUGCCAGGACCAGGGAUUAGUGCCUUAGCCCGUAACAGAUCGUAUGAGGUAGGUACAGUUAUUUCCAUUUUAUAGACAAGGAAACUGAGGCUUAGGGAGGUUAAGUAGGUUGUUCAGAGUUACUGGGCCAGUGGGUACAGAGAGCUGGGAAUGGAAGCCAGGCUCUGGCUUCUCAAUCCUGUGCUCCUCCACCACUCUGGGCCACAUCUGAGCCUAUGCUGGUCCUCCACAUCUGGGGAGCUAAAUGUACAGUUGUGAGGGGGAACCUGGAGGAGGGCCUUGUAUAGAGAGAGAGAGAAGAGUGUCUGAACCCUCCUGGCCCAGGUUUCCUUGGAGUCCAGACUUCUCCACUCCUCUAUCCCGGGUCCUGCUUUCCCAUAGGAAGCUCUCCGUGUUCCUGGCAGUGUUCGUCUGCCUGGUGACCUCCUCCCUCAUCGUCUUUUUCCUGUUUCCCCGGACUAUCGCCGUGCAGCCUGGGGGCCUCAAUUCCUCCACAGUGGUCAUUGACGAGUCGGACAUCCAUCUCAACAUAACGAAUAUCUUGAACAUCUCCAAUAACAACUACUACCCCAUCACUGUGACCCAGCUGACCAUCGAGGUUCUGCACCUGUCCCUCGUGGUGGGGCAGGUCUCUGACAGCCUCCUCCUCCACAUCGGCCCUUUAGCCAGUGAACAGAUGUUUUAUGCAGUAGCCAACAGGAUAUGGGAUGAAAACACAUACAAGAUCUGUACCUGGCUGAAAAUCAAAGUCCACCACGUGCUUUUGCACAUCCAGGGCACCCUGACCUGCUCCUACCUGAGCCAUUCAGAGCAGCUGGUUUUCCAGAGCUAUGAAUACGUGGACUGCCGGGGAAACACAUCGGGGCCACACUUGCUGGUCCCUCACCCGCCAUGACCUGUCUGCUGUCCUCCAGCUCCAGGCACCCGCCUGGUCUACAUCUCCCAUGACAGUCUAUGGUGCCCAGUAGGGCUCUGGCGACUUUGCCAAAGGAAAAGCCCUGCUUUGUCAUACCCUCCCCACCCAUACACCCUCAGCACACCCUCUAAUUUCUACAGGAACAGAAGCCUGGUUCUUCUAUAGGCUGGCACCAGAUUUUCCCCUUGAUCUGUCUGGAGGAAAGUCUGACCUGACAUUUCCCCAGAGCUGCCUUAGAGUCACGGACUGGCACCCACCCUUUCUAUGCUGAGCACCUUGGUUGCCCAGCUCCUCCAGGGCUGGCCUUCCUCCUGCCUGAAUGUGGAGAAAGCUUUCAUUUUAUCUGGCUUUGAAUAUAUGGGUCCUUUUCAGGUUCUCCACCCAGUGAUGGGAAAGUGACUUGUGGGACAGCCAGGGCUGUCCCCGGGGCCCUUGAGGGAACCAUAGAUAAUCUGUAUGCCUCCCUGCUUUGGUCAUGUGACAAAGUGAUGAUGAUGCCUGACUUCUCUUCUGGUAACUUGUCCCCACCCAUCUGACAGCAAGAUUGGCCAAGGCCCUUUGGCAUCCUUCCUGGUUAAAGACUGUCUGGCUUCCUAGGAAGUCAGAGCUGUUCUCCAGCUAAAGCUCGUCUCCAUAAAAGUUGUAUUAUUCUCUUCACAGCAGGAACCAAAGUGGAAGGGAAGGGGCAGGGGACACCUGGCACUCCCAGGAAAAACCGAGACAAAGCCAGAGUUAUUUUAAAAGGUAUUUAUUGAAGGAAACCACAACCCUGAACCAUAUGAGUGGACACAGGCAGGUCAAAUGGUGGGUCCAGCUGCACUCCUGCUGAAAGCCUGCAGAGCUGAACUGCUGGGCUCUGCUGCACCCACCACUUAGCACCAGGGCCCACCCUCUCCUCCCAGAGGCCUCUGCUUUGACAUUGACAGUAUGGAGCUGCCUAUCAACAGGGACUGGUCUGGACCCUCUCCUCUUUGCUGUCACUCAGAUGCAGCUAAGCCCCAGGUAACCCCCAGGUUCCCACAGGCUCCUGCUCUUGAUCUGAACGAGAAUGGUAUUUGCUUACUCAAGAUGGCUCUGGUUUCUAUCACUCAGACAGGCAGAGAGAUGAGCUUAGGUGGUGGGGAAGCUGAAUUUGAAGUAGGAUGGAUGGAGAGGGUGAAGUGGUGACAGAACCUAGUGACUAGCUGGCUGGGGGGACAAGGGGAAGGGAGUUUGUCCUGUCUGCAGGCUCUCAUGCCUGGGUAACUGGGGUCAAGGUGGUGCUGGCAAGAGCACAGAAGUCCACGAAGUCCAGGCUGGAGCUUCUGCUGUGUGCAGUUCACCAAAUGUAAGGGAUUUAUAUUGUAUUUAAUAAACUAAACAGUAUUAAAAAAAAAAAAAAA